Molecule: messenger RNA, 6395 nt
Organism: Hylaeus volcanicus
Lineage: Eukaryota; Metazoa; Arthropoda; Insecta; Hymenoptera; Colletidae
Gene: Taf4
Product: transcription initiation factor TFIID subunit 4
Exons: 10
Coding region: 512-3397 (961 amino acids)
Biological process (GO): DNA-templated transcription; transcription initiation at RNA polymerase II promoter
Cellular component (GO): transcription factor TFIID complex
Molecular function (GO): protein heterodimerization activity; RNA polymerase II general transcription initiation factor activity; DNA binding
Source: RefSeq, a predicted model, not a curated record
GAUACGAUUGAUUGCGGAACGCGUAUGUUAGAAGCAACUGUUACUAACGGUACACUCAAAGGAAGUAAAUGUAUAGAGCUCUCAGGGAUUGAAAAUUUUUAUAGAUUUUUUAUAAUUUUUCGAAUUAUAUGCCAAUAUGACAUCGUUAUCAGAGAAAGAAAUCGUGUACGAAUCUACAGUUUCGAGGAUAGCCAUUUUGGCGGGUGACGUGUUUGCAUGCCGAGUAUUGACAGCCAUAACAUAAAUGAUCAACGUUGUACGUAAUAUGGCGAUAAUCGCUUUCCCGAUAUCCUGGUGGCAGAGAACAUGGUAAUCCGAGGCUCGAAUGAAAAAGGAUUGAUACGAUUUUUCACAAUGGUGAGAAAUAUUAAUCAAUUCGAGUACCGCCGGAUGGUAAACAGAAGAAAGGCCGCGUAUAAUUUUCAGCUGCGCUAGGGGGGGCAAUGCACCAUGGGAACAAUUUGCGACAGGCGCAUGCGCAGAUCAGUUUACAGUUGGAGCUUGGAAGAAAAUGGCGUCAGCUAAGUUUCUGGAGGAAGCUCUGAGCACGGACGUCGAUGAAUCCGCAGUGAACGCGAUAGUGGGCUCCCUUGAGACGCAACUAGUAACAUCGACGCCGGCUGUCUCUGGUCAUCAAGCAAGUUCUGCGUCAGUCAGCCAGCAGAAUCAUCAGGUGAACAGUGGUAUUUCCAACGGGGGCACCAUCAACGCGGUACAGCCACAGAAACAUGGGGUUUCGAACGGUGGCGGUGCUACUACAGUAAAUAGUCUGAUGACUCAAGAAGUUACGAAGUCCAUUACAACGAGCACUCUUCUCCCAGUAAACGUGGUUACCUCAAACACAGUGGCGCCACAGGUUACUACACAACAGCAGCAACAGCAUACACAAUCAGCAGUCCCCCCUGCUACUUAUAUCAAUCAAGUUACUACAAACCAGGUGACCAGUAAUCAAACAACACAUAUACCGAGCCUUACUAAAGCGCACGAGCCUGUCAAGAUUAUUUAUCCGACUGUUGGUCAGGUAAUAGCAACCACGGGGGUAGCAAAUGUCAAUAAUAAACUUUCCUUUCCUACGCAAACUGUUGGACAGCUAGCCAACGGCACAUUGGGAAUAACAUCCCAAGCAGUGUUACAGACAACAUCGAAUGUUGUAACUAAUGUUAGCUCGGUUAGUGAAACAGGUAGUCAAACAGUGGCUAGUGUAAAUAAGCCAACAGGUACAGCUUUAGUGAUAAAGACUAGUGUAGCACCCAGUGGCAUGGUUUCCGUUCCAAUGUCUGUUCCUGUUUCUGUGGCUGGCAAUGCCGUCAGCACAGCGCUACAGGGUAAGGCUGGGGUUACAUCUACGAUAGUGCCCAGCAAUGUGCAAAUUCUUAACGUGAACGCGAUGCGUCCUGGCACGCCAGUGGCAGGACAGCAAGCAGGAAAGCAAGUUGGGUCUAGAGUAGUUAUUGGUCAACACAUGAUUGGAACUGGAAGACCUGGAGCUCCAGGGAUAACAUUACAAACGCUUCAUAGUCUUCAACCUGGGACUCAAGGUCAUAUAUUAUUAAAAACAGAAACUGGACAGUAUCAGUUGAUAAGGGUAGGACCACCUCCAACUGCAGGUACUCCUGCUGGUACUGCGGUUACACCAAAUAGUAUAGCAGGAAAUGCAGUGGUUGCUGCACCAUCUCCAGGCACUGCCUACCGCUUAGCCUCAGUGCCGGCUGUAAGUAGGCUGAACACACAGUUCACUGGCCCACCACUCGCCACCUUAAGAAAAACAGUUCAGACUGUGGCUGCAACUAUUACAACAGCAACUACAACUCCAGUGACUGUGACUGCUGCUGCCACAACUACACCUACUCCACCUGUUACUACUGUUCAGACAGUUCAGACGCCAACACCUCGUCAAACUACAGAUAAUACCAAAGAAAAGUGCCGUAAAUUUUUAGCAAACUUAUUAGAGUUGUCUAGUCGAGAACCUAGAGCGGUGGAGCGAAAUGUUCGAACUUUGAUACAAGAAUUAAUUGAUACUAAAGUCGAACCCGAGGAGUUCUGUGAUAGACUCGAAAGAUUAUUGAAUGCAUCACCCCAACCAUGCCUGAUUGGAUUCCUCAAAAAGAGUUUGCCACUUUUACGGCAAUCCCUUGUUACAAAAGAGUUAGUCAUAGAAGGCAUAAAACCACCUCCAGCCAAUGUUGUUUUUCCUGUAACGUCUGCCACUCCUAUAGUUACACAGAACCAGCUUAGACCAACUGUUGCUGUGACAGCAGCAACAAUUCCUGUAACUCCAGUUACUGCUGUUACUACUCAGAUAAGAGUAAUGACUCCGAUACCUGCAGCUACAACUACAGUCCCUCGACCUGCUCAGCCAGUUCAGCAAAGGCUGAUACGACCCGUCACAACGGUAGUUCGUAGUCCUACAGCGUAUACUGUAAAGUCAACAGUAGCAGUAAGUGGAAUUCGACCUACUGCCCCUACGGUCCAAAAACCACCUGUUACCACAACUAUUGUUAAGACAAUUACAACUACAACACAAGGCAAAACAGUUAACACAACCACUACUGUUAAUAAAGCCGUAGUGCCUUCUUUUGUUCCAAAGCCAACUACUAAAGAAAAAGAAAAAAAGACAUUUUCAUCUGCAGGAUACACGGGAGAUGACGAUAUUAACGAUGUCGCAGCUAUGGGUGGUGUCAAUCUUGCAGAGGAGUCUCAGAGGAUUCUUGGUUCGACAGAAUUUGUUGGAACACAAAUAAGAUCUUGCAAAGAUGAAGUAUUCUUACAUAUGACACCAUUGCAGCAAAGGAUUAAACAAAUUGUUUCUAAUUACGGAUUAGAAGAACCUAAUCAAGAAGUUGCGGCGUUAAUUUCACAUGCUGCGCAAGAGAGGUUAAAGAAUUUAGUAGAAAAAUUAGCAGUAAUUGCAGAACACAGGAUAGAUUUGAUAAAGGUGGAUCCGCGUUACGAGGUAACGCAGGAUGUUAGGGCACAGUUAAAAUUCUUGGAAGACUUGGACAAGGUUGAACGUAGACGACAUGAAGAGCAAGAAAGGGAAUUACUUUUACGCGCUGCAAAAAGUCGUGCGAAAACGGAAGACCCUGAGCAAGCCAAGCUUAAAGCAAAGGCAAAAGAGAUGCAACGCGCGGAAAUGGAAGAAUUAAGGCAAAGAGAAGCUAAUUUGACAGCUUUACAAGCAAUCGGUCCCCGUAAAAAGCCUAAACUCGACGUAGGAGGGUCUGCCAGUAGUCCAGGAAGUAAUUCCGGUUUGAAUACUUCAUCAACCGGAAUCAACCGACAAAUGCCAAUGAGGCCACGGUUGAAGCGGGUGAAUUUCAGAGACUUAUUGUUCCUUCUCGAACAAGAGAAAGAAACGUGUAGGAGCACGAUGUUGUAUAAAUCGUACUUGAAGUGAUGUUCUGUGAAGGGCAGGAACUUGAGUGACCCGCCCGAUAUCUGGCGCCCUACCGACAUGGUCUUGUGUGAGCUGGCCUCAAUGGACCUUGAUGGAUCAUGUAACAUUAGUGUACAUUGCACUGUACAGUGUUUCAUAAGUUGCAUACAAUGAAGUUCAUUGCGAAUCACGUCGGGAUUCCACAUACAUUCAAAAUAAGAUUAUUUCUACCAUGUCGAUAAGCUUCCCUACUGUAAAUGACUGAAAGUUUUUUAAAUGUAAUAUAAUAGAUUGUUCUUUAUUUUUCAACACAAAAUUACAUCAGUGAGAAAGAGCAAUGUGUAUGAGCACAUGCCUGAUGGUUCAGUCUUGGGUAGUCUGUUUAUGGCAAGAAUGAUCGUAUGGCCAUAUAUAAAUGUUGUUAUAUGGUGCAUGUAUGUAUAUGCAGAAUGAAUGAGUGUACAUUGUCAUUUAUGUAUAUGCCCGCUGCAUUGUAACACUUGACCUAUACUUUUGGACACUGUAGCGCUAGUGUAAAGAGUGCAGGUUUUGUUAUCAUAGUAAAUCGUAUUUUUGCAAAUUAUAAUGUAAUAAUAUACCGUGAGAGCACACUGUCCAAAAAGUAUGGAAUAAUUUGUACAAUACCUUACACAUAAAAAAUACUAAAUAGUGAUAAUUUCAAUGUUGGUACAACAAAAUAUAACUACUCUCCACCUUACGAUGGAAUUGUUAUCAGUAUAUUAUGUUGUAAUCUACAUUUUCAGUGUUUAUAAAAGAAUUAGCUGUUACGUUUUUUAUUAAAGAAAUAUUUACAAAAGUAAGAAUUACGGAUAUUUUUUCGAAUGAUGUUAAUUUAAUUAUUUAUAUUUCCUCUUCGGAAUUGGUGCAGUUUUUUUUUGCUAAUGUUCAGACAAAAAGUGUGCUUCGCGUAUAAUCAAUUGAAGAAAAAGAAAAAAAAAAGAAAAUUCAAAGCGUGUACCUGAUUUAUAAUGUAAAAGAAUUUGCUGCAGAUGUACGUGGGUGCCUAUUAUCGUACAGAGUAAUAAUUGAAAAGAUAUCGAUAUUUCCUAACUUGCUCAUUACGUGAGUGUUUUUUAACAUUUACGCGUGUCCGACAGAAAUCUUUAGUGAAAAGUUACGAAAAAUCAUGUAUAUGCCUACUAAUGCAACGGAGAUUGAUUUACGUAUAUUUCAGUAGCUAAGUAUGCGUAUGUAUCGUUUAUUGCGUUUAGAUUUGAUCCUUAGCGCAAUCAGUUUAGAUUGUCUACAUGCAGUCUACAUUGUAUCAGCUUCAAUUUUUUGCCGAUUUUUGAAUGUCUUGCGUUCACUCUUAGCGGUUUACAUACGAUCAUAGAAAUCAUUUUUGAUUCCACUUGAAUACUUUAAAUAUUUUACGCGAAACCGAUGAAGGAACAGUCAUGGUUAACGAUUUUUAUAGUCUAGUUGGGAGACAAUAGAAUUUUUUUUCUAUUAUACUGUCGUAGUUCGAUCGAAGUUCCAGAAUGAUAACGUACGAGGUAUACUAUUUAUUUUUCUUAGUAGUCGGCUAGAAAGGGUUACUUCAGAUUAUCCAUUGUAAAUUAAGAUUUUAGAAAGUGUAUUCCUGAUAAUCUGGAUUAACCGUUGUUCUCUAGAUGAUUUUCGUGCUUCCAUAUUCGCAGGAGAGCACGACGAUACAUUUCCUGACCGGCAUUCACGAAUAUUACAAAGGCACAUACACCUGUGAGUCUUCUAGUGUAAAUAACGUGAGAGAUAAAAAGAGCGAAUAAUCUACGUAACAUUUCAGUUACAAUUACGUGAAACGUAAUUGCUUCAACGGUUCAAAAUGACGAUUAAAAAAAAAAAAAAAUACAAUACGCGCACAAGACUGACGAAAUAUGUAAAAAGAACAAAAAAUAUUAAGUUGAACUGAACUAUUAAUCUUUGAAUAUCUGUAGCGCCGAUUAAUUGCGAGACGUAUCAGUACAAACGAGGAAAUUAUUUAAAAAGAAAAAAAAUAAUAGGUGGAAUGAUAUAUUGCAAUAUUGAUCUCAACUAUAAUUCUAUUUGUUAUUGCGUGCACCAAGGAGCGAUUGCCUUUUUAUAUAAUGCAAUUGAUAUAAUUUAUAUUAGGAGAAGAGCCUAAAAUUAAAAGAAUAGAAAAUACAAAAAAAAUACGGAAAAUGCGGAUCGUUGAAGCAAAAUUAUCGGAAUAUAAUGUAAAUAAUUUGGUUUUACUAGCCGUAUACUUUCAUCGUCUGAAAGGCGCACAUACCAUUACUUGUACCAUACAUUUUGCCGCGCACUUCACAUGUAAGGAAAUUUUUACUUAGCUGCGUGUUCCUCUUUGCAAUGAUGACGAAAUGCAUCAUUUUUUUUACGAGUGCUAGGAGAAAAAAAAAUAUGCAAGUUUUCGAAGUUAGAUUAUAACGUUCUCCUUACUGCCACUAGGUGGAAUUAUUAAUAUAAAUAUAAAUAGAGGAAUGUAAAAAAAAAAAAACAAAACUAAAGGUACAUAGCAGUUUUGGUACAGUAUGAUAUUUUUACAAAUUGUAAUUCGAUAAGCCGUAACCGAGAAAUAAUAAAACACAAGAUUAAGAUUCACCAAAGAAGAGCCCGAAUUUUUAUUCUUAGGCUUUUUAUGUUUUUGUCUAUUUUUUUUUUCUUUUUUUUUUGUUCAAAGAAAGUGCGAUUAUCUUGCGACACGCAUAAUUCAAUUUCUUUUGAUAGCGACAAAUUUUCGUUCGUUCACCUUAUAGUUGAAUAUUUAGAUAUAAUCUUCUUCGCGAAACUAUAAAGUCUAGAAAGUGUCGGGCUGUUAGUGUAUCAACAAAAUUAAACGAUAAAAAUGCUGAAAGUAAUAUCUGACUAAACAUUAUUCCCUACUGUAUCGUUUUUUGUCGCAUGCUUCCAUAACGAUAUUAACGAUACGUAUACCUAAAUACGUACAUACAGUGUACGUAUUCCUACUUACGUGUAACAACCUCGACAUAAUAUAAUAAAGUUUCUGGCGGAGAAUGUUUUUCUCAUGGACAUCAUU